CGGCUGCCCGCCGGUGCGCCUAUAAAUUGGAGGAGUCGUGUGACAGCUCGCCAGAAGUCUGUAACCUCAACCAGUGGCUCUUUGGAAUACUUCCUGCGGGAAUAUAGGCUAACCUUCUAUCAUUUUUCCAGACGGAAUUUGGAAUCGGAGAUUUGUACAACAAGUGGUAUGCUACUUCGGGAUAUUAAUCCAAAUUCCAUAGUUUUUAUGGCCAAAGACAUCUCAAAUGGAAAACAACUGACACAACAAAGAAGAAUCCCCGUUGAAAAGACCUGAGGUAAUUACAUAAGCUGCUCCAAAACAACAUUUAACAAAUAAGAUACUGCAACUUUUGAGCUCACAGAAGAAGCAGAGAUGGUUGGAAUCAAGCCCACAGACUUGGCCCCAACAGCCGCAGUGAAGUUCUUUGGCGCUGGAACAGCGGCAUGUAUCGCUGACUUGGUGACCUUUCCCCUGGAUACGGCCAAAGUGAGGCUUCAGAUCCAGGGAGAGGCCAAAGCAGCAGAAGGAGCAGUGGGAGUGAAAUAUCGGGGUGUGUUUGGCACCAUCAACACCAUGGUGCGCACCGAGGGCCCGCGGAGUCUCUACAACGGUCUAGUGGCUGGACUGCAGAGACAAAUGAGCUUCGCCUCAGUCCGCAUUGGCCUCUAUGACUCUAUGAAGCAGUUCUACACCCGAGGAUCUGAAAAUGCAAGCAUUGUGAGUCGGUUGCUGGCUGGUUGUACGACGGGGGCCAUGGCCGUGGCGUUUGCACAGCCUACAGAUGUUGUGAAGGUGCGCUUCCAGGCCCAAGCACGUGUAGCUGAUGGAGUGAGGAGAUAUAAUGGCACACUGGAUGCCUACCGGACCAUCGCUCGCGAUGAAGGUGUCAAAGGACUGUGGAAAGGCUGCAUGCCGAAUAUCACCCGAAAUGCCAUCGUCAACUGCGCUGAGCUGGUCACCUAUGACAUCAUUAAGGAGCUGAUCCUGAAGUACGAUCUAAUGACAGAUAACCUACCCUGCCACUUCACGGCUGCGUUUGGAGCGGGUUUCUGCACCACCGUCGUGGCCUCUCCAGUGGAUGUGGUGAAAACCCGCUUCAUGAACUCCUCUCCAGGGCAGUACAGCAGUGCCAUUAACUGUGCCAUCACCAUGCUGACCAAAGAAGGACCAACAGCCUUCUACAAGGGGUUUAUGCCCUCGUUUCUACGUCUGGGAUCCUGGAACAUUGUGAUGUUUGUCUCCUACGAGCAAAUCAAGAGAGCCAUGACAAGAGCGCAGCAGUCGUGGGAGUCGCCAUUUUGAGCUGCCGCUGCACAAAGAAGGCCUUAAAAAGAUAUGAAGGAUAACGUAUUCUCACUUUGAAUCUGAUUACUCCCCGGAGAGGACAAUACGGGUGUGUGGAAAUCCUCUGUGGUGGUGGGAGAAGACUCAGAAGACGGUAUGGGAUUAAGUUUUAUCUUAAACAUGGACUGAGAAGAAAAAAGACCAGUAAAGAUAACCCACUGUGGAUUUAGGCCAAAGGUCACGCUUACCACUACUAGAAGACGGGUUGUUAGGCAAAUGCAGGACAUUGCACUCUCUAACUUGCGCUAAUGCACACAAAAAAUGACUGUGAGGCUAAAAACCACUGGGAAAUAAGGACACUUUCCAAGAGAAGCGAAAAACAUUUCAAUACUUUUCCUAUAGAGCUGUGUAUUCGUCUACUCUGUAGAGCUAUCAUAUAUGUUCUGUCAUGUAGAAGAGUACAGUCAUGUUUACAGAAGUGUUAGUGCUUCACAGCUGUGUUUACAAGUGCUAUGAACUUAUGAAUGUGGGGUCCAUAGCUGGUGAAAUGUAUGUACUAUUAUGAACGCACAUCUACGUUGAUUAAUUGUUUAAAACAGUCUUUUAUACAAUGUCCAUUCCUGUCAAUAAAAACAAGAAUUUAAAUUGUAUUAGUUAA
This is a messenger RNA of Colossoma macropomum (tambaqui), 1924 nucleotides long. RefSeq names its product uncoupling protein 3 (gene ucp3). Bases 355 to 1284 code for a protein of 309 amino acids. The transcript has 8 exons. Gene Ontology annotation, molecular function: oxidative phosphorylation uncoupler activity. Gene Ontology annotation, cellular component: mitochondrial membrane. Gene Ontology annotation, biological process: response to cold; mitochondrial transmembrane transport; mitochondrial transport. NCBI's taxonomy places the organism in Eukaryota, Metazoa, Chordata, Actinopteri, Characiformes, Serrasalmidae. The record is from RefSeq and is a predicted model, not a curated record.